AUGUCUCAUGCUGAAAGAAUGUCUUGUUCCUUGUUCGUUUCUGGACUUUCCCGUCGAACAACUAUUGAAGAUCUUGAACCAGUUUUCAAAGAGUUUGGCAGACUCAAAGACGUAUAUAUACCGAAAGAUUUCUACACUAGGGAACCAAGAGGAUUUGCGUAUAUAGAAUAUUAUGACGAACGUGAUUGCGACGAAGCGUAUAGACGUGCUACUAACAUUUUAUUACAUGGUCGAGAACUUACUGUAGAAUUUGCUCGCGGAUCACGAAAAACUCCACGUGAAAUGAGAGGCAAAGACAGUAAUCGGUACUCGCCAUUUAGACGUGGAAGAUAUGCUACAUCAGACAAUUCUUACAGACCUAGAAGACAUAGUCGAAGUCUUAGUCGAAAUCGAAGUGGAUCAAGAUUAAGAUAUUAUGAUGAAGGAGAUAGAAGACGUCCUAGUAGAUAUCGAUCUCGUUCCAAGUCGCAUUCUCGUAGUCCAUUACCAGAACGUCGUAGAAGGUCAGAACAACUCAAUGGUCUUCCUAAAUCUCGAUCUCAAUCUCCUCAUGAUAUUCCUCCGCCGGUAGGGGAAAAGGAGACGACUACCUAA
Diversispora eburnea is the source of this 594-nucleotide messenger RNA. The record is from the annotation of a GenBank genome assembly. NCBI's taxonomy places the organism in Eukaryota, Fungi, Glomeromycota, Glomeromycetes, Diversisporales, Diversisporaceae.